Molecule: messenger RNA, 1491 nt
Organism: Clarias gariepinus (North African catfish)
Lineage: Eukaryota; Metazoa; Chordata; Actinopteri; Siluriformes; Clariidae
Product: UAP56-interacting factor
Exons: 9
Coding region: 110-1138 (342 amino acids)
Biological process (GO): mRNA export from nucleus
Molecular function (GO): mRNA binding
Source: RefSeq, a predicted model, not a curated record
CUCUCUCUCUCUCGUUUGUGAAAGAAAGAAAGAAAAAAACAACAACCAAGCGACGUUUAACAAUCGCGUAAAGUUCGCUAAAACGCGGGUGUCACACACCGGAGCAGGAAUGGGAGACAACGAGUUCUCAGCAGAGCCCAUGGACGAGUCUCUGGUCGACAACAGCGCGGACAAAAUUGACAUGUCGUUAGAUGAGAUCAUCAAGCUGAAUAAAAAGGAGGAGAAAGCGAACAGAGCUGCAAACAGGGCAAGAAGCAGGCGUGUUAUGAACAGGAAUAAUGUCCUGAAGAAGCUUAACCAGACUCCACAGGCACGAAGAGGUCUCAGACGCGGUUCGCUGCAGUAUCAGGGGCCGAGUAGGUCACGUGGGCUGAACAGGAGCAGAGGUUUGGGGAGACAGAGUGGCCUGAGUCCCCUUAACAGACCUGAUGCUAUGACAGGAGAGGAGCAAGAUCAAAGCAUAGACUCGGGUAGAGGUAGAGGCUCGUUCCGUGGGCGAGGAAGAGGGAGAGGAAGAGGACGAGGAGGAAUGAGCAGAGGAGCUUUGGCAGCCAGAGGACAGCGAGGUCCCCAGAGAGGUGGAAGACCGUUUGUCUUAGACAGAGGAUUUGCAGCUAUGAGAGGCACUGGAAAAUUGGAACAAUAUCAAAAAAUAAGAAGUCAGAGGACUACAUCUCCCGGGACAACAUUAACAGUGUCGCUGCCCAACGCCAAGCCUCCACCUGUGACUCCGGUGAGGCCUCAGCGGGGUGGUCCAGUGUUGAGGGGCAGGUCAUCUGACGCAGAGAGCAGCAGACCAACACCCAAAGGCAUCCCUCUGCACUUCAAUUACAAAGCAACCACCAAUCAGACUCAGCUAUCUCUGAAUGAGCGCUUCACUAGUUUGAGGACAAGAGGGCGAGGCCAAAGAAUAUACACAGAAAGGGGGAGGGGUCAAGGAAGAGGUAGAGGAAGAGGAGCAAUGAGCAGAGGAAGAGGAGCAAUGAGCAGAGGAAGAGGAGCAAUAAGCAGAGGAAGAGGAGCAAUGAGCAGAGGAAGAGGUGUGAUGACAGAAGGACCGGCUGUGAGAGGAGGAGGAGGAAGAGGAGGAGCGAGAGGUGGAGGAAGAGGAUCAGGCCGAACUGUUUUUCUCCAGUGAAUCCAGCUGCAAGACCUGAAUGCAGUGAUAUUUUAUACACACUAUAGAUAAAAGGCAGAUGCCUAAGUAGGGCGUGUGCAUCUUGCCAACCAUCGCCUGGAGGAUUGCAUUAUUAUAAUUGGUAUCAUUUUUAUCAUGAGGUUGUGUACAGUGUUCAAAAUUGAAACUAAUGUAUUUUAAAAUUUGCCCUAAUUUUCAAAGCUUGUAUUUGGAUGUUUUAAAAACUGGACAUUACACAGCAAGCCUCAAAAUUCAAAGUGCCUUAACACUUAUUGUAAAUACAGUUUUGUUUACAUUGUUUAUAUUUGGGUGUUGCCAAUUUUACAGAAGUAUUAAAUACAGCAUAAAGUAAA